AUGAAGAAAGAUUAUGUCAAGGUCAUCAAUGAAUACUUGGACCUCGGCCAUAUGGAGAAGGUCGAGGAUAAAGAAAGGACGGAUGCGGUGUAUUUACCACAUCACGCAGUAGUGCGAAAUGACAAGAUCACCACCAAAGUGAGAGUUGUUUUCGAUGCGUCGUGUACGGGAACAAAUGGUGCGUCGUUGAAUCAGGAUCUGUUGGUCGGACCAACUCUUCAACCUGAGUUGCGUCACAUCCUGAUGAAUUGGCGCCAGUUUCCAAUAUGCCUCGUUGCAGACAUCAUUAAGAUGUACAGGCAAGUCAAGGUGUCUAAGACGGAUGUUGAUUUUCAACGAAUCCUAUGGCGUGAAAACUCAGAAGAUGAGUUGCAGCAUUUCCGUCUUCUCCGUGUUACCUUCGGCACAUCAUCGGCACCAUACUUGGCGGUGAAAUCCUUACAGCAGAUUGCACACGAUGAGGGAGCUGAUUUUCCUCUUGCGUCGAACCGUGUGUUGAAAGACUUCUACGUCGACGAUUUGAUGACAGGAUGCCAGAAUGUCGAAGAAGGUAUUAAGAUCUACCACGAAAUGAAGAAGUUGCUUGGUCGUGGAGGAUUCGAGCUUCAGCGAUGGUCUACCAAUAAUUCCGAAUUAUUGGAUCAUAUACAGGAAGACCAUAGACAAGCAACCGGAGGACACCUGGAACUUAAAAUAGACACGGUUAGUAAAAUUCUAGGACUUACCUGGAAUAGAAGCUCCGACGAAUUCGAGUACACCGUGAAUCUUCCUCCUUUGGAAACUCCUGUAACGAAGCGCAGAGUUAUUUCGGACAUCGCAAAAUUGUUUGACCCUCUCGGAUGGAUAGCUCCAGCCAUAAUAACAGCAAAGGUUUUCAUACAAAGAUUAUGGCUGUCAGGCAUCGAUUGGGAUCAGGAACUCCCUUCAUCACUGCUGAAGGACUGGCUUAAUUACAGAGAAGAGUUGAAACAACUUACCCAAUUUCGUCUUCCUCGUUGGAUUCAUGCUUCCAGUGAUGACUCUCUAGUAGAGCUGCACGGCUUCGCCGAUGCAUCCAAUAUCGCGUACGCUGCUGUUGUGUAUGCUCGCAUUAUCGACAAAGACGGUUCCAUUCAUGUCAACCUCAUCACAUCCAAGACCAAAGUGGCACCAGUCAAGCAGGUGUCGAUUCCGAGACUCGAGCUUUGCGGAGCAGUGUUGCUCGCCAAGCUCUUAAAGGAAGUUUCGACAGUUCUCGGAGUACCCAAGCAACAGAUCCAUGCCUGGACUGACUCCUCAGUAGUAUUGGCUUGGCUCAGAA
This is a messenger RNA of Papilio xuthus (Asian swallowtail), 1300 nucleotides long. RefSeq lists its product as uncharacterized. The annotation marks the transcript as partial. The transcript has a single exon. NCBI's taxonomy places the organism in Eukaryota, Metazoa, Arthropoda, Insecta, Lepidoptera, Papilionidae. The record is from RefSeq and is a predicted model, not a curated record.